GGAAGCGAAGUGGCGAGUGAUCGAUUUUUAUGAAAGUCCUUUUCACCGCGUUGAAGUGGACCGCAGCAGUCAGCUCGUCGUCCGAACGUCCGACAAGACGCAUAUCCCUCUUGUCCCGAUUGUUAUUUUAUCCACUUUCGUCCGAUAAUGGCCGCCUACAAGCUGGUGCUCAUUCGCCACGGAGAGAGCAACUGGAACCAGGAGAAUCGCUUCUGCGGCUGGUUCGAUGCCGACUUGAGCGAGACGGGCGAGAAGGAGGCGAGGAGAGGCGGGCAGGCCCUCAAAGACGCAAACUUCGAGUUCGACAUCUGCUACACGUCGGUGCUGAAGAGGGCCAUCCGAACCCUCUGGUUGGUCCUGGACGCCAUCGACCAAAUGUGGUUGCCCGUGCAGCGCACCUGGCGCCUCAACGAGCGCCACUACGGCGGCCUGACGGGCCUCAACAAAGCCGAGACGGCGGCCAAGCAUGGCGAGGCCCAGGUGAAGAUCUGGAGGCGCUCCUUCGACGUGCCCCCGCCCCCCAUGGGUCCCGAGCACGACUUUGACGCCGUCAUCAGCAAGGAUCGGCGCUACGCAGACCUGACCAAGGCGCAGCUUCCCACCUGCGAGAGCCUCAAGGACACCAUCGCGCGGGCCUUGCCCUUCUGGAACGAGGAAAUCGCCCCGCAGAUCAAACGGGGGAAGCGAGUGCUCAUCGCCGCGCACGGGAACAGCCUGAGGGGCAUCGUGAAGCACCUGGAGGGAAUGUCGGACGCGGCCAUCAUGGAGCUCAACCUCCCCACCGGCAUCCCCAUUCUGUACGAGCUGGACAAGAACCUGAAGCCCGUGAAGCCCAUGCAGUUCCUGGGAGACGAGGAGACCGUGCGCAAAGCCAUGGAGGCCGUCGCCGCUCAGGGCAAGGUUAAGAAGUAAAAAAAAAAAACAAACAAACAAACAAAACACUUGGAUCACUCACAACGAGUCUCUUGAUGUCACUAAUCGUUGUGUGUUUAGUUGGAACACUGUAACGUCCUUGUGCUGGGGAAUUAAGUCAAUACAACGUUGUUAAGACGGUAAAUAAAAGGUUCAUUAAUAUGAAACACUCAAAAAUAUUAUUGGACUUGUGUUCAUUUGUGCACUUGAUUAUGUAAUUAAUGAUAAAUUACAAUAAAUCGAUGUUUUAGGCCUCAUACAAUUGUGUGUUUUAAAUUGUAAUCCAUAAAUGACGUUUGAAUGGAUUUUGAUUCUGAGAAUGACUACAUGAUGGACGGAUUACUCAGAAAAAUGUGUAUAACGCACAUUGAGAAUGGAAUUUUCUGUCUGACAUAUUCCGAGAAUAAUGCGAAAUUAUCAGGUUUUCUGAUUACAAGUAAAAUGCACGCUUUUAUCGGCGCAUUGGCCUCACAGUUCUGAGGACCAGGUUCAAAUCCCGGCGCUGCUUGUGUGGCGUUUGCGUGUUUUCCUCGUACCUGCGUGGGUUUUCUCCGGGUGGGCACUCCGGUUUCCUCCCACGUCCCAAAAACAUGCAUUCAUUGGACUCUAAAUUGUCCCUAGGUGUGAUUGUUGUUGUUUUCUCCAUGUGCCCUGCGAUUGGCUGGCAACCAGUUCAGAGUGUACCCCGCCGCCUGCCCGGUGACAGUUGGCAUAGACUCCAGUACUCCCAUGCACCCUUGUGAGGAUAAGUGGCUCAGAAAAUGAUUGGAUGACAACGAGUAUGCCCUUAUCCUGACUUAAAAGAACAACUUUAAAUGGCCACUGAAUUUAAAAAAAAAAAAAAAAAGGUUAAUGUGUGUUAUGUCAUUAAUGUUAAUUGUGUUAUCGUUUCUGGAAUGUUGUCCUAUGGUGAAUAUGAGUCCUGCAGUGCUAUGACUACUGAGCGGGUUGCUGUAAAACAUGAUGGCAAAACAUAAAUAAUCCAACCAUUUGUCUAACGAGUGUUAAUAUUCUCUCAUGUGUAAUGCUGAAAAUAACAUUAAAGAUGUAUCGCAUCUCUGUC
Molecule: messenger RNA, 1975 nt
Organism: Syngnathoides biaculeatus (alligator pipefish)
Lineage: Eukaryota; Metazoa; Chordata; Actinopteri; Syngnathiformes; Syngnathidae
Product: phosphoglycerate mutase 1-like
Exons: 4
Coding region: 148-912 (254 amino acids)
Biological process (GO): glycolytic process
Molecular function (GO): intramolecular phosphotransferase activity
Source: RefSeq, a predicted model, not a curated record